Molecule: messenger RNA, 1285 nt
Organism: Pectinophora gossypiella (pink bollworm)
Lineage: Eukaryota; Metazoa; Arthropoda; Insecta; Lepidoptera; Gelechiidae
Gene: Sptr
Product: sepiapterin reductase
Exons: 1
Coding region: 1-804 (267 amino acids)
Biological process (GO): tetrahydrobiopterin biosynthetic process
Molecular function (GO): sepiapterin reductase (NADP+) activity
Source: RefSeq, a predicted model, not a curated record
AUGGCAUCGUCAUCGUUUUGCAUUAGCCUGUCAGGAGCCUCCUAUGUGGUUGUCACUGGAGCAUCCCAGGGUAUUGGCAGAGCUAUCUCUGUUGAAAUCUCCAAACAACUUGGGCCAAACUCUCUAAUGCUGCUGUUGGCUCGUAACAAGCAAGAACUAGCCAAAACUGCAAGCCUAUGUGAAUCUGAUGAUGUAAAAGUUGUGUAUGAAUCUAUAGACUUGUCUAAGGCAACAGUAAAAGAGAUGAAUGAUGUCCUCAAUAAUUCCAUACAAGGAAGGAAGCCAUCAGAUUUUACCAACUGUAUCAUUUUCCACAAUGUGGGUUCAUUGGGCAACUUGUCAAUUGAAACCGCCCGCAUGGAAGAUGUAGAGGAGUUGCGACAAUAUUAUGAUCUGAAUGUGUUCCAAGUAAUCGCACUCAAUACUCAGUUCCUAAAGAUGUUCAAGGAAUUUGAAGAUAGAAUUAUAAUUGUGAACAUAACUUCUCUGUGUGCUAUCAAACCUAUGGGUGGUAUGGCGUACUACUGCAGUGGUAAGGCGGCCAGGGAGAUGUAUUUCAGAGUGCUUGCAGAGGAGAAGAAGCAUAUCAAGGUGUUGAACUACUCACCUGGCCCGGUGGAGACGGCGAUGAUUGACUUUGUCCUUGCUGAGGCUGUUAAUGACAACUUGAAAGAUGUAUUUCUGUCAUUCAAACAUCAAGGUACGCUGUUGAAACCGGAGAUAACGGCUAAGAAAUGCAUGAGGGUUCUGCUCUCUGGAAGGUUUGGCCCGGGAGAACAUGUUGACUAUUUCGAUGACGAAUAAGAUUUAGACUUUUCUACGUAUUUAACAUUUAUAAGCUCUCUCACGUAGUUUGCUUACUAAACUUGCCAAAUUGUUGUUAGGAAACUGUCUCGGGCAUAUCUUUAGACAUAUAACUUGGUAUUUCUUUAAUUAGAUACAAUAUACAUACUUAAAAGGAAUUUUUUAUAAACAAAGUUAUCGCCUUCGUAUUUAUUACCUCUCUUAUAGAUGUUUGUAUCUUUGUAUAUAAUUAAAACAUAAUAAUAUAAUAAAAUUGACUGUCAUAAUAAUACAAGGGGUUCUAUUUUAUUUAACAAUAUCGUGCAGUACUUAAACUAAAUCACUUGUCUAAUGACAUUUGGAUGCAAAAAAUUUGAAGUUACAAUAAGCUAAAAUUGUGCAAUAAAAUAGAGUCUGUAACUAAUACAUUCCAUAAUAUGUGUAAAAUCUAUGUAAACGGUUUAUGAAUGCAAUUCAUAUAAAAAUAAAUGCUUGAAAUUUA